Molecule: messenger RNA, 1700 nt
Organism: Limanda limanda (common dab)
Lineage: Eukaryota; Metazoa; Chordata; Actinopteri; Pleuronectiformes; Pleuronectidae
Product: guanine nucleotide-binding protein subunit alpha-14-like
Exons: 7
Coding region: 165-1229 (354 amino acids)
Biological process (GO): action potential; phospholipase C-activating dopamine receptor signaling pathway; adenylate cyclase-modulating G protein-coupled receptor signaling pathway
Cellular component (GO): heterotrimeric G-protein complex
Molecular function (GO): G protein-coupled receptor binding; GTPase activity; G-protein beta/gamma-subunit complex binding
Source: RefSeq, a predicted model, not a curated record
GUGAGUACAGUAUGUCGCCAACCAACCAAACCACCUGUUCCGGGACAUGAACUCCCCUGGCAGGACUGAGGAAGACCAUUAUCCAUUCAUUUCUCUAACUCCACUUCCCCUUUGGCGUUGGUUGAUCAUAAAAAACUAAAGCAGCCAGUAGAAGUUGGACAACAAUGGACGAGUGCUGCAUGUCUGCCGAGGACGCAGAGAGACAGAGGAUACACAGAGCCAUAGAGCAGCAGCUCCGUCGUGAUAAGCGAGAGUCUCACCGGGAGUUUAAGCUGCUGCUGUUAGGGACUGGUGAAAGUGGGAAGAGCACUUUCAUCAAACAGAUGAGGAUCAUCCAUGGCAGUGGAUACAGUGAAGUCGACAGGAGGGGUUUCACUCGGCUGGUGUUUCAGAACAUUGUGACAGCCAUCCAGGCUCUGAUCCACGCCAUGAGGACGUUACAGGUUGACUACGGCGACGCGGACAACACUAGCCACGCGGACAAGCUGAGCAAAGUGGAGGCAACCAUGGUGCACGCCCUGGAGCCUUGGCAGGUGGAUGCCAUAAGGAAAGUGUGGAAUGACCAGAGUGUUCAAAGGUGCUACGACCGCAGGAGGGAAUUCCAGCUAUCUGACUCUGCCAAAUAUUACCUGAGCGACUUGGACAGAAUCACAGGCCGGCUUUACAUCCCGACCCUGCAGGACAUCUUGAGGGUGAGGGUCCCCACCACAGGCAUCAUCGAGUAUCCCUUUGACCUCUCCAAAGCUAUCUUCAGGAUGGUGGAUGUGGGUGGUCAGCGUUCAGAGAGGAAGAAAUGGAUCCACUGUUUUGAAAAUGUCACAUCCAUCAUUUUCCUGGCGGCCCUCAGCGAGUAUGAUCAAGUGCUUUUUGAAAAUCCCAAUGACAAUCGACUGAGAGAAAGCCUCGCCUUGUUCAAGACCAUUCUUUCAUACCAUUGGUUCCAAGAGUCCUCCACCAUCCUCUUCCUGAACAAGACAGACCUGCUCCAAGAGAAAAUCUCACAGUCCCAUUUGGCAACUUACUUCCCAGCCUACAACGGGCGUCAGAAUGAUGCUGAAUCUGCCAAAAAGUUCAUCCUGAAAAUGUACACGGAGAAUCACAGUGGACAUGACAAACCCCUUUACUCGCACUACACCUGUGCCACGGACACCGAAAACAUCUCUAUCGUCUUCAAAGCCGUCAAAGACACACUCUUCAGAGAUAACCUGAACAAGUUCAACCUCGAGUGAAAGAGGUCAGGGGACAAAGUGAUUUCUUUCAUCCUUAGGAACAAGAAAGUCACAUGUUGUAACAGGUUCAUGGACAUUUUCUCUCUGAUGUGCUGUUGGCCCUCAGACAGCACCAUCAGGUAACAUGUUCCUGUCAGUACUGUAAAACACAGACAGUUUGUGUCUGUGCCCUGUUUUUCAACACAGUUCAUCACACAGUUUAAUAUUGGGUAUCUAUUCUCUAAGAAUCAGCCAAUGGUAGCAAACCGGUUUGACAGAGUCUGCUUUAUCAAGAUUGAAGCAUUGCUACAUUGGGAGGAGCAAGAAAAAGGAUUGUCUACUGGGAAGUUCAGUGUCUUAAGUUUUAUUUAUACUUUAUAAUAUAGUUUAUGUGUGCAACAAUAACCACAAGCAUGUAGGCUGUGAAAUGAUUCUUCACUAACAGUCACUUAAUAAAUAUUAAACCAAAUGUAUGUUUUUAAACAAACCAAA